AUGGAGAGCUUCAGAUUGGGGAUUUCAUGGUCGGACCCUACCUGUCGGAGGCUCGUUAUUCCAACCGCCCGGGGAGAAGAAGCAGCACUACCGCGAGCGUCCACGACAUCUGUACAAGAAUUAUGGAAACAGAUCUUAAAGGCUGAAGCAGCUCGACUCGAUCUCGAAAACUGGAAGAAAGACCAAGAAGUCACCACGGAGGAUGUCAGAACAGCAGCUUCCCUCAUUCUGAGACUGAUCUCUGCCCGCCCACUGUCCCCGAACCUUGCCAAACCGUGCCUCGUCAUUGGUGAUUUUGCGUGGCGUAAUAUCAUAUGUAACCCGACUACGGGUCGUGUUAUCGGCUUCAUCGAUCUACAAGGGGUGGCUGUCUUGCCGCGAUUCAUGCCUGCGCGAUAUCCGGACGACAUCUCCUCCACCCAUAGUACAACAGACCAAUGGUUAACGACGACGGGCGGUUUUCCCUGGGUGCCACCGGAUGAUACUUUACAAAUAAUGGAAGCACCCGAAUGUGGCCAGGAAGGUGUGGAUUGGCAGGCGGGACUUCGCAAAGCGAUGAAAGAAGAGCUGGUCUAUCGCAAGGAAUUUCGGCUGCAUCUCUCGAGGAACCAUCCGCUCUUCCAGGAGCGCUUCUGGAGAGAGGCGCAGCAUCCCCUCAAAUUACAUUUUCUCUUGGUCUACGGGAUCUAG
Molecule: messenger RNA, 690 nt
Organism: Dacryopinax primogenitus
Lineage: Eukaryota; Fungi; Basidiomycota; Dacrymycetes; Dacrymycetales; Dacrymycetaceae
Exons: 2
Coding region: 1-690 (229 amino acids)
Source: RefSeq, a predicted model, not a curated record